GGAGAAAUGAAGAAGGAGGAGGAAGAAGAAGGAAGGGAAGGAGGAAGAGGAGAAGGAAAAGAAGAAAUAUUAAGAAAAGAUUUUCACUGAAUUUCCAGCGUUUUAAAAGGUGUACAAGGUGCUGGCUUUCAAGGGCUCCUCCACACCUACAGACACACGCACACACCACCAGAUACAGGAAGCUGUGGACCUCUGGGUAUGGACGCUGUGGGCAGCUUGGUCACGGCACGACAGAUAAUUGCCCCAUUCCUCGCACUGUGCUUGACCUGUGUGGCUCAGAGGUCGGCCAGGUCGCCUGCGGGAGAGGUCAUACCCUGGUCUACAUCCCCUCGCAGGGCCACGUGUAUGCAUUUGACCAGGGGCUCUCAGGGCAGCCGGGCACCAAGACUCCACACAGCAGGGAAUUACCUCAAGUGGUAGUGUGCCCAUGGCUGUCCCCAGGGGGUGCCAGCCUGCUAGACUAUGCAGAGGAGGACAGCCCCAGUGUGUGUUUGAGGCAGAUCUUCGCUGGGGGGGACGUCAGCAUGGCCACCGUCAGCAGGGAGAGUGGGGGUGCUGAGGACUUUUGCAGCCCUCCCCUACCCCGACCAAAUGCCCUCUCUCUCACAAUUCAAGAACAUAUGAUUAAGAAACUUCUGUCAAUUGAGGAAGAAGACAUGAUUGAUGACGAUUUGUUUACGUACACAGAGACAGUGUUUGCCUCAGUGUGCGCUUGGAACAGCUCCUUCACGCUUGCUGGCUUGCACAAACACACACACGGGCUGGACUACCGUUUGGCUGAGGACUGUGUGGCUCAGAUUGGCCGGAUUGCAAGGGAGACCAUCCAGGAAGUGGCGAGUUCGUACUGGCAUUCAAAACGUGGCCAAGAGUCUUCCUUCGCAUCCCCCAGCCAGGACACCUUACGCUGUUAUGUCCUUCUUCCCCUGUACAAGGACUUCACUGACCCUAAACAAACGGCCAAACUCCAAACGCCGUAUGCUGAAGGAGUGUUGAAGCUUGGCAAGGAGAUGGCGGAGGUGUUCAAGAGACCGGCGUGCCCUUGUGUCUUCCCUGCGGCUGUUGUCCCUGGUCCACGGUCUGAACUUCCAAGCCGGCUGCCGAGUGGGGCGGUUGAACUACGACGACUUUUACAUCCCAGAAAUUGCAGAGAAAAUUGAUAUUAGGAAUGAUUACUUGAACUGGAUGAACAGCAGUGAUCCUCCACUCACCUCCACGCAUCUCCACAGGUCCACUUCAUCGGGGAGGAGGCGGAGGAUGCAGGUGGGGUACGGAAGGAAUUUUUGUUGCUCCUCCUAAGAGAUAUUUAGAAUCCAGACUGUGGUAUGUUUGCUGAGUUCCCCGACACAAGAAGGAUUUGGUUCAAGGAGGGAGCUCUGGAGGCGGCUGCUACCUAUGUGUUGAUUGGUGAGGCCCUGGGGGUGUCCGGGGGAGUGCAGGGAAGUUUAUGGGGGUCUGGGGAGCAUCUGGGGGUGUGUGGGAAGGCUUAUUAGGUCGAGGAGCUCUUCAAAUUGACAAACGCUUGAAUUUAUUGGUCAUAAUCUGUUAAAACGCCCUUUAAAAUAGAUAGAUCUUUUCAUUUAGGGUGUUUUUGGUGUGUUUGUGGGAUGUCUUGGGGUGUAAAAGUGUGUUUUGGGGUGAAAAUGUGUGUUUUAUGGGUGUUUUUGGGGAGAAAAUGUGUUUUGCAGGUAUUUUGGGGUGAACAUGUGUUUUGAGAAUGUUUUUAGGGUGAAAAUGUAUGUUUUAAAGAUGUGCUGGAGAUGCCAGUGUGUGUGUUUUUAGUGUUUAAAUGUUUUCAGGGUGAGAGACUGUGUUUUUGUAAUGUUUUGGUUGUGGAAGGUGUGUUUGGGGUGAAAAUGUGUUUUAUGGCUGUUUUUGGAGUGAAAAUGUGUUUAGGGAUGUUUUGUAAAGUGAUUUUGGGGUGGAAAAAUGUGUUUGGUUUUCUUGUACAAUAUAGAAAAGUGUGUUGAGUGAUUUUUUUGAGUUUCAAUGUCUGUUUUUGGGUGUUUUGAAUUGAUAGACUGAUUUUUGGGGUGUUUUUGGGGAGUUUCACUGUUUUUUUAGGGUGUUUUGGAAAAGAAGUGUGUAGUUGUGUUUUUUCAUGCUGUUUGUUGAGUGAAAGACUGAAUUUUUGUGCUUUUUGAAGACAAAACACUAAUUUAUACAUUUUAAAGAAUGAUAGGUGUAUUUUAUCUCCUACUACUACCACUUCUACUACUACUACUUCUACUACUACUACUACUACUACUACUACUACUACUACUACUACUACUACUACUACUACUACUACUACUACUACUACUACUACUGAGGAGGAGGAGGAAGAGGAAGAGGAGAGGGGGCGAGGACCAAAAAGAAAAGAAUGAGUGCUAGGAAUCAAGAAGGAAAGCAAGGCCAGACUUAAGAAGAUUAAUGGAGAGUAUUAGCAGUCGAACCCGUGCAGCAGGAAAAGCAGGAGGUGGAGGAGAGAGAGAGAGAGAGAGAGAGAGAGAGAGAGAGAGAGAGAGAGAGAGAGAGAGAGAGAGAGAGAGAGAGAGAGAGAGAGAGAGGACAAGAGUGAACAUGAGGAAUGGAACCCGCCCCAAGGAAAGGCAGUAGUGUGAGGGUAUGAGUGAAUAUGAGGACAUUAACCCUGCUACUGUAUAUCCUCCUUCCUAUGAUUUCAAGGCAUUUAUCCUCCGAUUUUGGAUAACAUUUUUAACCUUUCUUCAGGGUCUAGCACCUCAGUGGUCUUUUUUUUUUUCUCGUUCUUUUUGUUGCCCUAGGCCAGCGCCACUCUUACAUAACGAAGAGGGGGGAAGAGGAAGGGGACAAGAAAGGUAGUGAGUACUAGGCUGUAGUGUAGUGGAAGUUACUAGGGUUUUCAAGGGUGUUUUUCAUGAUUGUACAGUUUAACAGGCUGUAGUGGAAGUUACUAGGGUUUUCAAGGAUGUUUUUCAUGAUUGUACAGUUUAACAGGCUGUAGUGGAAGUUACUAGGGUUUUCAAGGAUGUUUUUCAUGAUUGUACAGUUUAACAGGCUGUAGUGGAAGUUACUGGGGUUUUCAAGGGUGUUUUUCAUGAUUGUACAGUUUAACAGGCUGUAGUGGAAGUUACUGGGGUUUUCAAGGGUGUUUUUCAUGAUUGUACAGUUUAACAGGCUGUAGUGGAAGUUAUUGGGGUUUUCAAGGGUGUUUUUCAUGAUGGUACAGUUUAACAGGCUGUAGUGGAAGUUACUAGGGUUUUCAAGGGUGUUUUUCAUGAUUGUACAGUUUAACAGGCUGUAGUGGAAGUUACUAGGGUUUUCAAGGAUGUUUUUCAUGAUUGUACAGUUUAACAGGCUGUAGUGGAAGUUACUAGGGUUUUCAAGGAUGUUUUUCAUGAUUGUACAGUUUAACAGGCUGUAGUGGAAGUUACUAGGGUUUUCAAGGAUGUUUUUCAUGAUUGUACAGUUUAACAGGCUGUAGUGGAAGUUACUAGGGUUUUCAAGGGUGUUUUUCAUGAUUGUACAGUUUAACAGGCUGUAGUGGAAGUUACUAGGGUUUUCAAGGAUGUUUUUCAUGAUUGUACAGUUUAACAAUUAUUCUGCCUCACCAGUGAAAAAAACACCUUUAAUAGCCUGACCAACUGUGUGUGGCCUUGCAGAACAGUGAGAGAGAGAGAGAGAGAGAGAGAGAGAGAGAGAGAGAGAGAGAGAGAGAGGGGUGGGUGUUGUUUGGGAGUGUUAACCAAGAAAUGACAGAUACAUAGUCAAGUAUAUAUGUGUAUAAUUUUAGUGUGUGCCUUUCCCCUGUGGUAUUUGUGUUUAUUUGAGACGGGCAGGAGAAAUUGUUUAGCCUGGUCUUCAGACUCUCUUCUCAGGGUGUAAUGUCACCUAACUAAUAAAAUGUUGAUUAUUA
Messenger RNA from Scylla paramamosain (green mud crab), 3874 nucleotides. RefSeq lists its product as uncharacterized. The record is from RefSeq and is a predicted model, not a curated record. NCBI's taxonomy places the organism in Eukaryota, Metazoa, Arthropoda, Malacostraca, Decapoda, Portunidae. Bases 525 to 1157 code for a protein of 210 amino acids. The transcript has 8 exons.